Molecule: messenger RNA, 3072 nt
Organism: Malaya genurostris
Lineage: Eukaryota; Metazoa; Arthropoda; Insecta; Diptera; Culicidae
Product: glucose dehydrogenase [FAD, quinone]
Exons: 4
Coding region: 904-2778 (624 amino acids)
Molecular function (GO): flavin adenine dinucleotide binding; oxidoreductase activity, acting on CH-OH group of donors
Source: RefSeq, a predicted model, not a curated record
CUUCGGAGCAUCGAAGUACACAUAAUACAAAUCCGCGAUAGCCGAUGUUCCGGUCCCGAUCGCGAUCGUGUCCGAUCGCGCCUGGAAGUGUGCAAGAUUAUAGUGGGUGACUGUCAGUGCGAGCGUGAGGAAGGUAGGAGAAAUUAAAACCGAAAGAAAGAAAUAUCCAACGGUACAUACCAGCGUUGUUGGUUCAGUUUGCUUCGCAUCCAGCCAAUGCUGACUCAGUUCAUUUCUACCUUCCGUCGGCUGUGAACAUAGCAUACGCGGUGUGCGUGAUUUGUGACAGAUCGAGUGAAAUUUUUGAGUGGGUGCGAAAAGCCACGAUUUGUUUGCAUGGAACGGAACCUUUUGGCGGUACAGUCACACUUGAGAUGCAAUUCGAGUAACGAAUUACUUUACGAUAACCUAAGGGAGAAUGUGUGUGUAGUAUUAAAAGUGAUGACCCACUUGUUAAGAGGAAGUGAAUAAAAAUUGACGUGUGAAGAAUCAGGUUUCAGUGAAAAUAGAAGUGAUCCAUUAAAAACCGACAAAACGCCACUGGGCCAGUGGGUGGAAUUUCGUCUGAGCUGUUCCAAUCCACGCACCUAAUUUGAGCAUCUAAUUGGAUUUCGGUUCGAGGGUUUCGAUCGACUGUUCUGGCGGAUGCUGCGUGAAUGACCGAAAAACACAGGAACAGAAUUACAUAAGUUGUGCGAUGAUAUCAAGGCAUCAAUGACAUUAUGUUCCGCUCCAUAGUUACUACAGAUAACAAACCCACACUGAUCGUACGAAUGGAUGGAUAGCGAAUAACAUGUUGUAAAUUAUCAACAUAAACAAACCUAUACUUGUAUUCGCUCUCGGAGAGGACCUGCAGUGCAGAAAGAGUGAGACUUUGAGAGUUUGCCAUAAUCUACUAUCAAAAUGAGUGAACUGGUUGGAGCCGCCUUCGGUUCGGUAGCAACGGCGGCUUCAAGCAUAGGCUGGUUCGUGCCUAUGCUAGUGGCGGCUAUUGCAUACUUUCAGUAUGAAGAGUUCAUGGAUCCAGAGGCAAGAGUGAUUGACGUUCCGACGGAUGCAAUGCUGGACAAAUAUGAUUUUAUAAUAAUAGGCGCGGGCUCGGCGGGUGCGGUACUAGCGAAUCGACUCACAGAGGUUGAAAACUGGAAUGUAUUGCUACUGGAAGCCGGAGGCGACGAGACGGAAAUCUCUGAAGUACCCUUAAUGGCGGGUUACCUACAGUUGAGUAAACUAGAUUGGAAAUACAAGACGGAACCAUCCGGGAAAUAUUGUUUGGCUAUGGUUGGUGGACGCUGUAAUUGGCCUCGGGGAAAGGUUUUAGGAGGUUCGAGUGUACUGAACUACAUGCUGUACUUGCGUGGCAACAAAAAGGAUUAUGAUAAUUGGGAAGCACUAGGAAACACCGGCUGGGGUUAUAAAGAUGCUUUGUAUUACUUUAAAAAAUCUGAAGACAACACCAAUCCCUAUUUAGCCAACACACCAUAUCAUUCUACAGGAGGUUAUUUGACAGUAGGAGAAGCACCUUACCAUACGCCAUUGGCGGCGGCUUUUGUAGAAGCCGGUGUCGAGAUGGGUUUUGAUAAUAGAGAUAUUAACGGAGCUAAACAAACAGGAUUUAUGAUAGCCCAAGGUACGAUUCGACGAGGUGGAAGAUGUAGUACUGGUAAAGCGUUUUUAAGACCAGCCAGACUUAGAACCAACUUGCAUGUAGCUAUGUACUCACAUGUGACCCGUAUACUAAUUGACCCGGUGUCUAAAGUUGCUUUUGGAGUCGAAUUCAUUCGUGAUAGAAAGAUUCAUCGAGUGCGAGCAAGCAAAGAAGUUAUCCUCUCGGGCGGAGCCGUAAACUCACCACAAAUCUUAAUGCUUUCCGGAGUUGGACCGAAAAGCGAACUCGCGAAACAUCGGAUUCCCUUGAUAAGCGAUCUUCCGGUGGGCGAAAAUUUGCAAGAUCAUGUUGCUCUUGGGGGUCUCACAUUCAUGGUGAACCAACCGGUUUCAAUCGUAGAAAACAGAUUUCAUUCAAUGUCAACUGUUCUGCAAUACGCAGUAUUAGGACAAGGACCCCUAACCAUUUUGGGAGGUGUUGAAGGAUUGGCAUUCGUCAACACAAAAUAUGUCAAUGCAUCGGAUGAUUUCCCGGAUAUAGAGUUUCAUUUUGUUUCCGGAUCUACUAAUUCCGACGGUGGAAAUCAGCUACGUAAAGCUCAUGGUUUAACAGAUUCGUUUUAUAAUGCUGUGUUUUCACCUAUCAAUAACAUGGAUUCUUGGAGUAUCAUACCAAUGCUUUUACGACCAAAAAGUUACGGUCAGAUCAAGCUCCGAAGUGGCAAUCCAUUGGACUAUCCUUAUAUCUAUCCUAAUUAUUUCCACGACGAGUUAGACAUGAAGACGUUAAUCGAGGGAGCAAAAAUAGCGUACGCCGUAUCCAGGACACAGACAAUGCAAAAAUAUCAAUCUACGUUAAGCGCAUACAAAUUCCCAGGGUGUUCGCACAUCAAGAUGUUUACCGACCUUUACUGGGAGUGUAUGAUACGGCAUUAUACCUGCACAAUUUAUCAUCCCGUGGGUACCUGUAAGAUGGGACCCUAUUGGGACAAAACGGCUGUCGUAGAUCCCCAAUUGAAGGUUUACGGUGUUAGGGGUCUGCGUGUGAUUGAUGCCAGUAUCAUGCCAAAAUUAGUCAGUGCCAAUACAAACGCACCGGUUAUCAUGAUUGCCGAGAAGGGAGCCGAUCUUAUAAAAGAUUUCUGGAUCAAACGAAGUGUGGUGAAGUAGUGGGACAUGUAAGACAUACGAAUUUUGUAUAUAGUAUAUUACUGAACCAUGCUAGGAUGUAUUUAUUGACCUUCAGUUAAGUUUAGAAAACAAAGUGUCAUUAACUAGUUUUAAUUGAUCGAGGCAUGAUCAAAAGUAAACUUAAGUGGAUAAUUGUGAUCUUCGAAUCGUAAGCGAAAUAAUAUCUCAUAAUACAUAUAAACAUUUGGUAGUAAUAAUUUCUUUGUAGUACAGUAAACCAAUUUUGUUCAUAUAUGUUAAUGUCAUUUGAAUACAACGUGCGUAGAUUCUUAA